UCACCUGGAAAGCCCGGAAGUCAUGUGUUCUCUUCCCAUCGCGCACUGCGGUGGGUUAUCUUACGUCACUUCUGGUUUCCUGAACAAAGAUGGCCGCGUUCACAUGGCCGUUGCGCGGUCGGGCGCUCUUUGCGGUGACUCGCCGGCUUCCCCCUUUCUGUUCGCAGAAGAGGAACAAGUAUAUCGUCCUGCUUCCAGAAGUACCCGAAGAUACUGCCGAGACCAACCCCCUGCUGCGGUACACGCUUCUGCCGGAGUACACGGACCUGACGGGCGAGAAAUGCUACAACGCCAUCGGCAAGCUCAUCGUCGAGUUCGAGAGCGGGGUGUGCAAGCUCGAAGAAGACGUCCAAGACGGAAGCUACGUGAAGACGUUCGAGUCCGUGAUGGACCCUCUGGAGCGGCUGGCCGCCCCCUUGGAAUCUGCGUGGAGCGCGCUCCGUAACCUGUACCUCGUCAACAAGAGGGACGACAUCGCAGAGGCCUACAUGCAGCUCCAUUCCCGGGUGCAUCGUGCCAAGGCCAAGAGGUUCCAAAGUUUGCCCAUCUACCAUGCAGUCAAGGAGCUGCAGACGGACUCGCAUCUGUACAGCGAGGAGCAGCGUCGGAUCAUCCGCAAGCACUGCCUGGAGGCCCGGCUGAUGGGCGUCGACCUGACAGGCAGCGCGAGCAAGCUGCUUAGCCAGGCGGUCGAGAGGACGGCGCGGGAAGCCGGCUUCUACAGGCAGAAGCUGCAGCAGGCAAUGGAUGUCUUCAGGCACAGGGUGGACGGGGACAUGGUCAGGAACUUUCCGGAGGACCUGGUCAGGCGGCUGGCAGUCGACAAGACGAACCCGUCACGAGGUCCCUGGGUGGUAACCCUGCAGGAGGACGUCUACGAGGGGUUCCUGCAGUACUGCGGUGACCGGUUACACCGCUGGAACGUCUGGAACGCCUACAACACGCGGGCCUCCUUCGCCAACAAGGAACUCAACAACAGCCUCCACAUCGAGGAGAUCCGCUGCCAGAGGCAGGCCCAGGCAGAGAUCCUUGGCUACAAGAACUUUGUGGAGCUCUCGAUGGAGACCAAGAUGGCCGGCAGCCUGGAGAACGUGCAGGCCACCAUCGAAGCGCUGCGGGAACGGGUGAAGCCUGCUGCCGAGGAAGAGGUGAGGUCCCUGCAUGAGUUCACUGCCGAGCGGGGCUUCAGGGACAAGCUGGAGCUCUGGGACGUGCCUUACUGGCGGCGCAAGCAGAGGCAGGCGGUGUUCAGGUAUGACGAGGCUGAAGUGAGGGAGUACUUCCCUCUGCCCACGGUGUUGGACGGUCUGUACCGGCUGUGCAACCGGCUGUUUGGCAUCACCGUCAAGGAGUCUAGCCUCUCGGCGAAGGCAUGGCACCCGGACGUGAAGGCCUACGACAUCUUGGAUGCGUCUGGCAACCAUGCGGGUUCCUUCUUCCUCGACCCGUACGCACGGACAAACAAGCACGCCGGCAGUUGGAUGGAGGCCGCCAGGGGGCGAAGCGUAACCCUGGGCACCCUUCCCGUGGCCAACCUGGUGUUCAGCUUCCAGCCACCACUCCUCGGGCGGCCCUCCCUGCUGUCCUAUGCCGACGUCUGCACCCUCUUCCGCAAGUUUGGCCACACGCUGCAGCACUGCCUGACGCGGACGAGGUACGCGGAGGUGUCCGGCCUGUCUGGCGUCGAGUGGGACCUGGUAGAGGCGUGCCCCAACGUGUGCGAGAUGCUCCUCUCCCAGCACCCCGUGGCGGCCGCCGUGAGCGGCCACGUGGACGACGGGCGUCCCCUGUCCGCCGAGCUGCAUGCCAAGCUCCACGGCGCCAAGACUCACAUGGUGGCUCUGGACCUCUGCUGGGAGCUGUACUACUCCUGCCUCGACCUGGAGCUCUAUUCCAAGAAGGAAUUCUGGCAGGACGUGUGCUCGCGCCUAUGGCCGCAGUUCAUCCCGCUCCCGAGAGACAAGCGGGAGUGCCACCUGUGCUCCUUUACACCCAUCACCGUGGGGGACUUCCCGGCCGCCUACUUUUCUUUCCUCUGGUCUAAGAUGGUGGCUGCCGACAUCUUUGGCGCCUUCCGGCAGGUCGGGUUUGCCGAGGGGUCCGAGGUGGACCACGUCGGAGAAAGAUUCAGGGAAACCUUCCUGGAGCUUGGAGGCAGCUGUGAAGGGAGCGAAGUGUUCCGGAGGUUCAUGGGGCGCGAUCCCUCUCCCGAAUCGCUGCUGGCUGCAUACGGGCUGCAGUCCAAGCAGCCCCUCGAGCCGUGACCGCCAUCUCGAGCCGAUGCAGGCUGAUAAAGUUACGUUGGGGUGUGUUUCCGAGGCAGAUUUGUAUAGUUGACAGAGCCAAAUAAAUUAUGCUGAACAUAAAA
Messenger RNA from Ixodes scapularis (black-legged tick), 2368 nucleotides. RefSeq names its product probable cytosolic oligopeptidase A. The record is from RefSeq and is a predicted model, not a curated record. Lineage: Eukaryota; Metazoa; Arthropoda; Arachnida; Ixodida; Ixodidae. Gene Ontology annotation, biological process: proteolysis; peptide metabolic process. The coding region runs from base 90 to 2264 and encodes 724 amino acids. Gene Ontology annotation, molecular function: metalloendopeptidase activity. The transcript is spliced from 18 exons.